AUGGGAAGUAAUGUUAAGGAGAAGUGCAACGUCUCUGAUGAGGGUGCGAAGUCAAACGAUAGCUUCUCAAUGGUAUGAACUAGGGUCUACGAUGAACGACCCAAUCGACACGAUGCUUUCUGGAAUAUCUCUGCACAGUCAAUGGUAAGUAAUGGUAAGGUGAAGAACAACCUCCGUGAUGAAUGGGUGGAGCCGAACGGUCGACUCUCAACUCUCUGAGCUAAGGUUAUGGCAGAGUACGCAACGCGAAGCCAAACGACCGCUUCUCAAUGGUAUGAACUAGGGUCUACGCCCGACCGUAAACUCCAUGUUUCGGGUGUGAAGCGAGCAAAACGCGACCUACUUAAACAAAUAUAGUAGGCUUUAUUUUGUGUCAUAGAUACUUAAGGACCUUUACCCUAACCUUACCACUGGCUGGAUGAAAACUGAACGGCGAAGCUCUCAGGAAGACCCGCUUCACCUGCGGGGGCACUUGUGCCAUCAGGCAUUCAGUACUACCGUUGUCACUUAACCAGGAAUGCUAACUCCUUUCCAACCUCCCUCCCUUGCGACCGUGCUUUAAAAUCACACAUUAGCCUAUUCGUCAGUUUCGAAGUUAACGCACUGAGGCCGGCUCAUCACUGCCUGGAGCCACAACAUACAACCGUUACCGUUUCAUUUGCCGACACGGCUCCAAGACAUUCAGACAGUGCGGGAGUCAUUUCGACCAUAAACACAUAGACAACAACUGGUCUCACCGUAUUGUCGUCAUAACCAACCCAACUCCUACACCAGAAAUUUUCAUUGGCACCAACACCAAUACCCCCACCACCAACAUCGUUGCCAUUACCUCCGUGGACGCACUCCCAUCUUCUCCACACUGUCAAUGUAUCUUUGAAUCGAUCAAACGUGAAUUCAUCGCACUCAACCAGACAAACCAAACAACCAGGACCCCCAAACACACAUUCGCUACGAUCGUCUCUUUUCCCGACGCUGACCCAGAAUAUACAAGCAUCGCAGGGAACUAUUCGACAAUACACAUUUGAAUCUCCAGUCCCCACCCUCUCACAACCCUUCGCCUCAACUGUACGAAAAAAUUCAUUUAGAGUUACAAAAAUUCCCAUGGAGCAAUUAAGAAGAGAAUUUGGCGAGCUUACGCGUCCUUUCGAUAAAUUCUCAUCGGGCCGAGGUACAAACUGAAACGUGUCAGCGAUAAGAACGAUCGAUCAAGGUUCGUCCUUUCAUACAAACGGGGUAUGUGGAUAGAGUGAGGGGAGGGGAGAGGAGAGGAGGUAGUAAUUGACAGUAAGGGUUAGUUUGAGCCGCGUCACAAGGGGGAAGGGAGGGAGGUGGGGGCGCGAAGACCUGCAUACAUUUAAUCGAUCCUGGCCCAUAGUAGACGCGGAGCGUGCAAGAGGUUCUCCUGCGCGCGCACAGGACCGGCCUCUGUAACUUGAUGGCAGUUGCUUCUGUUGUUGCUGCUGCUGCUGCUGCUGCUGCUGCUGCUGCUGCUGCUGCUGCUGCUGCUGCUGCUGCUGCUGCUGCUGCUGCUGCUGCUGCUGCUGCUGCUGCUGCUGCUGCUGCUGCUGCUGCUGCUGCUGCUGCUGCUGCUGCUGCUGCUGCUGCUGCUGCUGCUAGUACACGCUGA
This is a messenger RNA of Spirometra erinaceieuropaei, 1627 nucleotides long. Lineage: Eukaryota; Metazoa; Platyhelminthes; Cestoda; Diphyllobothriidea; Diphyllobothriidae. The record is from the annotation of a GenBank genome assembly.